Aureococcus anophagefferens is the source of this 669-nucleotide messenger RNA. RefSeq lists its product as hypothetical. The annotation marks the transcript as partial. Gene Ontology annotation, molecular function: ATP hydrolysis activity; ATP binding. Lineage: Eukaryota; Pelagophyceae; Pelagomonadales; Pelagomonadaceae. The transcript has a single exon. The record is from RefSeq and is a predicted model, not a curated record.
AAGGUGCGCUUCGGCGACGUCGCGGGCCUCAAGGCCGCGAAGAAGGCCAUCACGCGCUGCGUCGUCUGGCCGCGGACGCACGCGGCGGCCAUGCGGCGCUUCAAGAUCGAGGCGCCGAGCGGCGUGCUCCUGCACGGGCCGCCGGGCGUCGGCAAGACCAUGCUCGUGCGCGCCGCGGCGACGGAGGCCGACGCGACGCUCUUCGAGCUCACGCCCGCGAACGUCGUCUCGGCGAAGAUGGGCGAGAGCGAGCGCGUCGUCGCGUCCGUCUUCAAGGCCGCGAUGCGCCACGCGCCCGCGUUGAUCUUCAUCGACGAGUUCGACACGCUCUUCCCCCGGCGCGACACGGCCGAGGGCAAGGUCGGCGCGUCGCUCGUGACGGGCCUCUGCGUCAACUUCGACGAUCUCGGACGAUGGAAGAAGGAGCGCCGCGAGAGCGACGAGCACGCGGACCGGCUGGGGGUCGUCGUGUUGGCCGCGUGCAACCGGCCCAAGGCCGUGGACCGCGCCUUGCUGCAGUACGGCCGCUUCGACUACGAGAUCGCCGUGGCGCUGCCGGACCUCGACGACCGGCGCGAGCUCGUCGAGAACCUGGCGGGCGAUGUGGCCGACGCGACCGACCUCGACUUCGUCGCCGGGGACACGGCCGGCUUCUCGGGCGCGGACCUC